ACGUAACAAGUUCAUUGGUUGAAUAAGUUAUCGCUCCUGUCACAAUUUUCCUGAAAAAAAAAGCUUUACAGAGGAAUUGGAAACUGAUGAAAGUCUUAACUUUAGACUUUUAAGCCUAUGAAAAUUGCGUACCGUGUAGCGUAUUACUCAUCGAAUGUUACUAGUUCAACUCAGGCCGCUUCGUAGAUUAGUAUCGUUUAUCGGAAGGGCUUCGUCAACUACUUGCAAAAUGGCUGUGAAGCGCGAAGAAAUCCUGUUGUUGUUUGAUGUGGACGGUACGUUAACUAAGCCACGACUUGCCAUAGAACCGUCGUUCAAGGAAUUCCUUUACCGGGAUGUCAAGCCCAGAGCAACCAUAGGACUGGUGGGAGGAUCCGAUUUGGAUAAAAUGUUUGAACAACUGAAUGGCCGCGAGAUACUGAAUAAAUUCGACUACGUUUUUCCGGAGAAUGGACUGGUAUCGUACGUCAAAGGAGAACAGACUGACAAGGCUUCAUUAACAGCAUAUUUGGGUGAAGAAACUCUCCAAAAGUUUAUCAAUUUCUGCCUUCGUUAUUUGUCUGAACUUAAAAUUCCUGUCAAAAGGGGAACUUUCAUCGAAUUCCGAAGUGGCAUGAUCAACGUGAGCCCUAUUGGGCGGAACUGCUCGCCGGAAGAGCGAGCCGCGUUCUUCGAGUACGAUAAAGAUCAUAAAGUACGACAGACAAUGAUCAACGCAUUGAGGAAAGAAUUCAGCGAGGUAGAUCUCACCUACAGUAUUGGCGGACAGAUCAGCUUCGACGUGUUCCCUAAUGGUUGGGACAAAACUUACUGCCUUAGACACGUCACCAAAGGAACUAGUUUUAGGGAAAUUCACUUCUUCGGAGACAAAACUGACCCAGGAGGUAACGAUCAUGAAAUUUUCGAGGAUGCCAGAACGAUUGGACACAAAGUGACCUCUCCGGAAGAUACCAAACGCCAACUGAUCCAGCUGCUGAAUAUAAAAUAAAACGCUAGUUUAUUUGAACUUUGUAAUUGUUUUUAUUCUACGAGAAACUUAUCUUUAAUGUAUGGUUUGACCACAGCUUUAAAACCUCAGUGGAAUCGAGGUUUAGAAAAUAAAUGCACUUUUCUAUCACAUGA
Uranotaenia lowii is the source of this 1122-nucleotide messenger RNA. It is a transcript of the gene Pmm2, whose product is annotated as phosphomannomutase. Gene Ontology annotation, biological process: GDP-mannose biosynthetic process; protein N-linked glycosylation; mannose metabolic process. The transcript has 3 exons. NCBI's taxonomy places the organism in Eukaryota, Metazoa, Arthropoda, Insecta, Diptera, Culicidae. Gene Ontology annotation, molecular function: phosphomannomutase activity. The record is from RefSeq and is a predicted model, not a curated record. Gene Ontology annotation, cellular component: cytosol. Bases 155 to 988 code for a protein of 277 amino acids.